AUGGCCACCACCAACGGGGCUGUGGAGAACGGGCAGCCGGACAGGAAGGCGCCUGCCCUGCCGCGCCCCGUCCGCAACCUGGAGGUCCAGUUCACCAAGAUAUUCAUCAACAAUGAAUGGAACGAAUCCAAGAGUGGAAAAAAGUUUGCCACGUAUAACCCUUCAACUCUAGAGAAAAUAUGUGAAGUAGAAGAAGGAGAUAAGCCUGACGUGGACAAGGCGGUGGAGGCCGCACAAGCCGCCUUCCAGAGGGGCUCCCCGUGGCGCCGGCUGGACGCCCCGAGCCGCGGCCGGCUGCUGCAGCAGCUGGCGGACCUAGUGGAGAGGGACCGCGCCAUCCUGGCGACCCUGGAAACGAUGGACACAGGGAAGCCAUUCCUUCAUGCCUUUUUCAUCGACCUGGAAGGCUGUAUCAAAACCCUUCGAUACUUUGCUGGGUGGGCAGACAAAAUACAGGGCAGGACCAUCCCCACAGAUGACAACGUCGUGUGUUUCACCAGGCACGAGCCCGUUGGUGUGUGCGGGGCCAUCACUCCUUGGAACUUCCCUCUGCUGAUGCUGGUGUGGAAGCUGGCUCCCGCUCUCUGCUGUGGGAACACUGUGGUCUUGAAGCCGGCGGAGCAGACCCCCCUCACCGCGCUCUACCUGGGCUCUCUGAUCAAAGAGGUGGGAUUCCCUCCAGGCGUGGUGAACAUCGUGCCGGGAUUUGGGCCCACAGUGGGAGCAGCGAUUUCUUCUCACCCUCAGAUCAACAAGAUAGCCUUCACUGGGUCCACUGAGGUUGGGAAGCUGGUCAAAGAGGCGGCCUCCCACAGCAACCUGAAGAGGGUGACGCUGGAGCUUGGCGGGAAGAACCCCUGCAUCGUGUGUGCUGAUGCCGACCUGAGCUUGGCGGUGGAGUGCGCCCAUCAGGGAGUGUUCUUCAACCAAGGCCAGUGCUGCACGGCGGCCUCCAGGGUGUUCGUGGAGGAGCAGGUCUACGACGAGUUUGUCAGGCGGAGCGUGGAGUAUGCCAAGAAGCGGCCGGUUGGAGACCCCUUUGACGUCAGGACCGAACAGGGGCCGCAGAUUGACCAGAAGCAGUUUGACAAAAUCAUCGAUCUGAUCGAGAGUGGAAAGAAGGAGGGAGCCAAGCUGGAAUGUGGGGGCUCUGCCAUGGAGGACAGGGGGCUCUUCAUCAAACCCACUGUCUUCUCAGAAGUUACGGACACCAUGCGGAUCGCUAAAGAGGAGAUUUUUGGACCAGUGCAGCCAAUACUGAAGUUCAAAAAUGUUGAAGAAGUGGUCAAAAGAGCAAACAGCCUUGAAUAUGGACUCACGGCAGCUGUGUUCACAAAAAACCUCGAUAAAGCACUGAAGCUGGCCUCCGCAUUAGAGUCUGGAACUGUCUGGAUCAACUGCUACAAUGCCAUCUAUGCACAGGCUCCGUUUGGUGGCUUCAAAAUGUCGGGGAACGGCAGAGAACUAGGUGAAUAUGCGCUGGCUGAAUACACAGAAGUGAAAACUGUCACCAUCAAACUUGAUGACAAGGAUCCCUGA
Rangifer tarandus platyrhynchus (Svalbard reindeer) is the source of this 1539-nucleotide messenger RNA. NCBI's taxonomy places the organism in Eukaryota, Metazoa, Chordata, Mammalia, Artiodactyla, Cervidae. The record is from the annotation of a GenBank genome assembly.